Nematocida homosporus is the source of this 753-nucleotide messenger RNA. RefSeq lists its product as uncharacterized. The coding region runs from base 1 to 753 and encodes 250 amino acids. The transcript has a single exon. The record is from RefSeq and is a predicted model, not a curated record. NCBI's taxonomy places the organism in Eukaryota, Fungi, Microsporidia.
AUGAAAAUUGACAGGGUGUUAUUAUUGCCGUUGAUAGUGUUUACGAGCUUAGUUUGUUCGAUUGUGGGAAGCCAGAAUUACAUCUAUGUUCAUAAGAUCAUCGAUAUAUAUGAGCAUGUCUCUGAUAUGGCGAAGUUUUAUAGAAUCACAACAAUAGAAGCCAAGCUUUAUUAUCCUAAUGUAAAAGUCCAUAAUAAUCUUCCGACGUCAGUUGUGAUGUUGGUGGAGAUGCAAAAAGGCAAGACAGGGUUGCAAGGGGUAAACGAAGUCAAACAAAGAGUCUCGUCGCUAAUCGAUGGCAUGCAGGGGCGGGUGGGGGAAGUUGAUAUUAUUAUCUUCGAUUGGUGUGUAGCUCCUUUUAUAACACCCACUGUCAAGUUGCCGCCAAACACUGGUUCAAAAUUGAGCAGCACUGUUAAGGCAUAUGUAUGCAACAUGUUUAAUGAGCGCUUUAGUGAGGCUAAAAUCCCGCAUGGCGGUUCAUUUGCGCUUCUAAUGCAUCCGCCAGUGGGCCCAACGCCAGCUAUAAACAAAUGGAAAGAAGAUGAUCAAGAUGAUGAGGAAGAGGGCGUUACUCUUAUUUAUAAUGACAUCAAAAAUGGGUUCUAUGGACCAUUUUCGGCGAUCUUUAAGCAAGUGGAGCAAGACAACAGGCAAAAUAAGGCCACAGAUAAUGGGAAUUUUGUGAGCAACUUGCUUCAUCAAGCACAGAGUUGGUUUGCGCGAACUGACUUGAACAACCAGAAAGACUAG